Lathyrus oleraceus (garden pea) is the source of this 705-nucleotide messenger RNA. Its product is annotated as extensin-like. Bases 1 to 705 code for a protein of 234 amino acids. The record is from RefSeq and is a predicted model, not a curated record. The transcript has a single exon. Lineage: Eukaryota; Viridiplantae; Streptophyta; Magnoliopsida; Fabales; Fabaceae.
AUGAAGAGGAAGAGAGAGCCUUCUGAGAAGUCGAAGAAGUCAAAGACUCUUAAGCUGGGAGAACCGUCUGCAUCCAAAUCGCAUGUGCCUCUGGACUCCUCUGUCUCAAGUAAGUUUCAUCCCUCCGAAACUCCCUCAAAUUCUAAUUUAAAGCAAUUAUGUUCCUCUCUACCUCAACCAUCUUCUACUUAUACCCCCUUUGAACCCACCAUAUCUAUUCCACCUACCUCUGAAUAUCACAACUCUAACCUUUCCUCACCCCCUCCACGACAAAUCAACCUCACUACCACAACAUUUCUUACAUCUAAAACUUCACCUUUGAAUGAAUCCCUCUCACCUCUCUCCUUAACUCCCUCCUCACCAACAUAUUACGACAUAUCCUCUGACGCUGAACAGCUAGAAAUCCCCGACCCUUCAUCCUUAACAUUGGCCCAACUACAAGCCAUAACAAUAUCUAACCAACCUCCAUUUAUCUCAGAUACCUAUGUUCCUUCUUCUUCUAAACCUCAAAUAGAACCACCCUCUAAACCUCAAAUAGAACACCCAACUGAACAACCCUCUGAACCUCCCACUAAAACUAUCCACACUUCACUAGAAUCCAUCAAUCCAUCUUUUGAACCUGAACCAACCUUCCCCACCCUGGAAGAGUCAGUUGCUUUAUUUUCAGAAUCCUCAAUUGUGAAGCUCAAAUCACUGUCUGAAUAG